Molecule: messenger RNA, 8230 nt
Organism: Anolis carolinensis (green anole)
Lineage: Eukaryota; Metazoa; Chordata; Lepidosauria; Squamata; Anolidae
Gene: vat1
Product: vesicle amine transport 1
Exons: 6
Coding region: 151-1383 (410 amino acids)
Biological process (GO): negative regulation of mitochondrial fusion
Cellular component (GO): mitochondrial outer membrane
Molecular function (GO): zinc ion binding; oxidoreductase activity
Source: RefSeq, a predicted model, not a curated record
CUUGCGUCCCUCCUCCAGCUGUUUUACGCAUCUGGCCAGCCGCGCCUUCUCCUCCGAGCUGAGUAGCAGCAGAAGCAGCAGCAGCAGCCCCGCAGCCGAGGUCUCUCCCUCUCCUCUUUCUCAAUCUCUCUCUCAACUCGAGCCGCGACCAUGUCCGGGGAAGAGGCCGCCGGGGGCGAUGCAGGCGCCCCUCCCGCCGCCGCCAACAACGCUGCCUCUCCCCCGACAGAGCCACCCCAGGAGAAAGGGGCAGAGGCGGCAACAGCGGCGGAAGAGAGCAAGCCCGCCGCUUCGGAGAAGGAGCCCGGGCGGCCCUACCGAGCGCUGGUGCUGACGGGCUUCGGCGGCUACGAUAAAGUCAAGCUGCAGAGCCGCCAGCUGCCUCAAGCCGAGCCCAGCCCCGCCGCGGGCCAAGUCAGCGUCCAGGUCCGGGCCUGCGGGCUCAACUUCGCCGACCUCCUGGCGCGGCAGGGGAUCUACGACCGGCUCCCUUCGCUCCCCUUCAGCCCCGGCAUGGAGGCCGCCGGCACCGUCCUGGCCGUGGGCGAAGGCGUCGAGAGCCCCAAGGUGGGCGAUAAAGUUAUGGUGAUGGCCAGGACCGGCCUCUGGCAAGAAAUAGUGACAGUUUCGGCCAAUCAGACGUUUCUAAUGCCAGAAGGGAUGAGCUUUGAAGAGGCUGCCGCCUUUCUGAUAAAUUACAUCACAGCCUAUAUGGUGCUCUUUGACUUUGGCAACCUGAAACCCAACCAGAGCGUCCUCAUCCACAUGGCAGCAGGUGGAGUGGGAACGGCUGCAAUCCAGCUCUGCAAAACAGUGGAAAACGUCACAAUUUUUGGCACAGCCUCUGCCUCCAAGCACGAGUUCCUCAAGGAGAGUGGAGUCACCCACCCCAUUGACUACCGGGCAGCUGAUUAUGUGGCAGAAGUCAAGAAAAUCUCCCCCAAAGGUGUAGAUGUGGUUUUGGACCCCUUGGGUGGCUCAGAUACCACAAAAGGUUUUAACCUCCUGAAACCAAUGGGCAAACUAAUCACCUAUGGUGUAGCCAACUUGGUAACAGGGCAGAGGAAGAACUUAGUGGCUAUGGCAAAGACCUGGUGGAACCAGUUCAGCAUCAAUGCGCUGCAGCUGCUUCAUUUCAACAAGGCUGUUUGUGGCUACCACUUGAGCCACAUGGAUGAGGAGUGGGAGCUCUUAAAUGGGGUGGUGGCCAAACUCAUUGACCUCUACAAUCAAGGCAAAAUCAAGCCAAAGGUGGACUCUGUUUGGCCCUUUGAGCAGGUGGUGGAUGCCAUGAAGCAGAUGCAAGAGAAGAAGAACGUUGGGAAAGUGGUUCUGGUCCCUGAAGCACCACCGAAGGAUGAAAGCAAGAAAGCAGAGAACUAAAGCAAAGGGGAAUGGGUGGAUUGUCUGACCUCAGGUCCUUAUGUUGGUUUUUGUUGGGUUGGGUUGUUGUCCCCCUCCCCCUUUUGGCUCUCCCCAAUUCCACCCUUUUCCCCGUUUCCAUCCUCCCCAAUUCCACCCUACGUCCUUUUGAGGAAAGGAGGAAUUGACAGAUCUCUCUCUGCUGUUAAUGGAACCAGUGGCAUAAAGAUGGAAGAGACCAAUGCCUUGUAUUGCGGCCAGUUAGUUAAAGAUGAUGCAAAUCUCUUGAGCUUCAUGAACUCUUCUGGAGGUGGAGCUCAGACAAUUGCAUCAUUUUUUAAAACUAAUUGGCUGGCCCAGUUUUUAUUUUGGAAGCAUCCCAUUGAUCUUGCACAUCUAUUUUUGUGGGGUCAACCCUUUGGUUUCUUAAAGGAACCUGCAACCGUCAUAUGGAGGGUAGGGUACCCAAGGCAGGUGCCUCUAUUGCAAUCUCAUCUGGGUUUUUUCUCCUACAUCUUCUCUUUUCUCUCGUACCCACCUACAAGUCCAUAUAUCCUCACCUGAGCCAUUUUACCUCUAGGACCUCUUCCCUCAUCUCCCUCCCACCCCAGCCUGCCUCUGAACACACGGUGACUAAUAACUUUCAAGCAUGUAAAACUCCCAUUGUUACAGCAACUAUUGAGUGUUUCCGUGGAAACGAAGCUUCAAAUCUGCCACUUCCGAUGGGCACAUUUAAUAAGCGGAAAAUGCCAGACCUUUUUUCUCUAUAUAUAUAUAUUUUGGCAGUUUGGCUGUUGCACAAAAAAAAUGGGAUAUGGGGGAGGGAGGAAAGACAAAUUGUGCCUCUGCCACAGAGCCUAGAUUCUGCCUCUGCCUUCUCUUCCAAUAUGCAAGUGUCACACUGCAGGAGCUUGAACAAGGCCCCUUUCUUUAUGGGACUUCAGUUCCCAUAAUCCACUGACCAAACAUGGCAGGCCUGUGGAUAUAGAGUUAUAGUCUGAAAAAGGGAACUUGCCCAAUCACUUCAUGAUAUUAUGUAGGCAAACCUCUCACAGCAAAAUCCUGCCUUUGGAUUGGAUUUGUGAAAAGAUCCAUAGCUAAAAUGUCCUUGUUUUUCUUUCAUGGGGAAGCCUCGCCUUUUCCCCAGAUGAAAUGGGCCAUGUAGGCAAAAUACUUAACGGUGUCAAGCAGCUGACUAGCCUGUAAUCUCAGAUCUGCACUAUCGCUUGCAAGAAAUCAGUUAUUCUGUCAUGGUGAUGGCAUGUGACUUAGCAAGAGGCUGGUCUGAUGUUUUAAUGUACGUUUUGCCACAUUUAAGAAAUAAACCAUGUUCUAAUCACAGCUGGCUGGAAGAAAAGAGACUAGCCAUCUCCUAUUACAUUCAGAUAGUCAUUUUGCCUUGAGCCAAAAACAAAUUUUGGUAUUGUGUAUGCUCCAGUCUGGUCCAAGAUGGCAUCCGAAUGAAAGUAGUUCAUGACUCAAUAUUGCAUCAUUUGGGGCAAGUGUGGUGAUGACACGAGUAAUUCUCUGCAAGGAGCAGAGAGGCCAGGAGACAGAAACUCUUUCUCACAUCUUGGACUGGAAAAUGAGCUGCUCCCUCUAAUAAUGGAUGAUGACUGGCCCUACUGCAGCCAUCCGGUUCUGUGUAGGCCACUCAGCUGAAACUCUGCUUUACCUGAUUCAUCCAUCAUUUCUGUAGGUCCUAGUCUCUUCAUUGGAAAUUCAUUUCUUCUGGCCCUCUUCCUUCUUGGUAACUCUUGUCAAUCUUCCUUGACCCACCACAGAGGAUCACUCUGUGUUCAGAUACAGAUGUCCUACAGUUGUGCCCAAUUUUCCCCGUAGCAUUUUGCUGGAUCUCUAUUGGGUCAAGGCACGGCCCUUCUCUGCAUUCUGGUCAGCAGUAGGCACAAGCAAAGGGGCAUGGAACCCACUCAUUCCCACAGCCAUCUUCUGUGAUCUUCAUAGCUGGUCAUGGAAGGAAGUCUGAGGGCCAGCAUUCUGCCUUUUCCUUGCAAAGGGAAGGAAGGCUACAGGGAACCUGACCCCUAAACCUUUGCAUUUCCUGCAAACCUCUUCUCCUAUGAAGAACAUAUGGCCAAAGUAUUCCCUUUGUUGGUAAAGAAUUGUGAGGGAGGAGGGCAUAUUUCGGCCUUGGAUUGGCACAUGGUUGUCUUAUAAUUUUUCUGGGGAUCCUCAGCUUGUAAUUCCUUUGCUGUAAUGUGUGUGUCUGUGAUGCUCACUUUGAGAAUAUGAGAAUAUUCACACAAGUCCUGUCCCUUAGCAUCUUUUGGUAGUAGAGAACAUGAGGCGGGCUUUUUAUGGUCUCAUUGGCUUUUGAGUAAUGGGGUGUUGAAGGCUUCAUACUUUUGAAGUGUGAAUGUACAUCUGCAAAAUACUUUCCUUUUCUUUCCAAGCAUCCAUCUGCUGCAAUAGUAGUUAGUAUAUGUGUUUUAAGACAAAAUGCUCUAGCCACUGCUGUGUUUACUAAAAGGUGCCUUUCCCAAGACCGACCUUGUUUUGUUUUGCUUAAAUGUGGUGAAAACAAAACAUAUAGCUUGCAGGCAACUCCCACCUUCGUUUUCCUUCUCUAGAAUGCAUCAGGUGUAUUCCCAGUGAGAUUUUGCUUUACAGCACCCAGAAACACCUAUUAAAACCAGAAUCUGCCAUCUUUUAGCCUCACCGGUUUCCCCUUCUGAGAUAUUUUGGACUGGUUGCAUCCAUAGUCUUCUUGGGAUGGGAUUUCAUCUGAAUUCUAAAUGCGCCCUCAGACCAAACAACCAGGCAUCUUCCAGGUUUCCUACAUUAAUCCUGAACAGCUCUACUACCAUUUUCAGUGAGCAACAUAAGUAAGAAGGCAUCUUACACCAUCAGCAUGAGAGCAAUUUGAUCCGGCAGUUUAACAAUCCAAAGUGUUGUUCUGAGCAAAAAAUGGGAAGAGCCAAUUCUAACAACUCUUCUUGCAGUGCCUCAUUUAUUUUAUCACAGAAUAACGGCAUUCUAUAUAUCCAGAAGCAGUGGAAUUUGGAGAUCUAUCUUGUUUUGUGACUUAAACAAAGUUUCAUAGCACAAGUUAGUUACUUACAUCUUUUAAACUGUCCUCUUGCUGAAAGAUAUUAUGGGUUCCAGACUUCAUGCCAAUGCUAAGCAUUUAGUAAGUAGAAGAGCUGGGCAAGAUUUCAGCUAGAGAAGUACCGUAGGUGCUCAGUGGUCUGACUAAGUUCAAGGCAGGUUCACAUGUGCUCAUAGACCAGCUGCUCACUUAUAGGUCAAUGUAAUGAAAUUCUCAGCACUAUAAUCUACAAUGUGAGAGCCGAUAUACUGAACAACACCCAGGUUAUCCAGGCUAUGACCUUGUGUUUUCAACAUAUCACUUCUUUCCAGAGCUUACAAAAGUUACUUUGUUAUGGAUUGCAAGUUCCACAAUUUUGCUAGCUCAUGUGAUCACUAGAUGCAGUGGAUUCAGGAACUUCAGUUUUAAAAUAGGAGGAAUGUUUGCAAGCUCUGCAUUCCUCUCAGAAACCAGUCUUUAGGGGGCAAUGUGGUGUUGGUCAUAGUAGGUUUUGGUUACUUUUUGUCCCUCUCCUUUUACCAUCUGCUCCAGAUGGGUUAGACUUUGAGACAUACCCUAUGCUGUUUUUGUCAGAUGGCCAGAACUCUUAACUUCUUAGGCUUGUACAAACUUGUCAACCGAAUAUGAAGUCUUACAAAACAAGCAAGCUGGAGUUGCCAACUCUGCUUGUGUGAAGCACAAUAGGGAUGGUGAAAAUCAGAUCAUGCGUGCCCUACGCUGGAACACCAACCUCAUACAAAGGAGGUGAGAUGAGAAGGAAGUGAUGCCAAGGUUCACACACCCUCCUCUCUUUCCUUCCUUCUUGCUGCUGCCUGGUGCCUUAUUCCGGAUGGCAUUUCAGAACUUUUGUAACCUAUCCUUUUAAUACCGCAAGGAACAGCCUUGCCUUUAGAAGAACUCCAAUGCUGCAUCGUUAACUCCCAGUUUUACCAGUGCCUUGUUCCAAACAGUAAGUUCUAUCUAACCCCAGCUUUCGCCAAACAUGGCUUUCUAAAAAGAGUGCACCUGUCCCAAUCAACUGGUGUGAAAUAUAGGAUCAAUACGAUUGUAUUUCUGACCAGCCGCAAAGUGGCCUGUAUAAUGUGGUGCUCUUCUGCAAAAAUACACGCAUUUUCAGACAACGUGCUGGGAAUGGUCAACAUUUCUAAAAUCUCCCACCAGGGCAUUUUCAUAGUUGUGCUAAGGAAACCCUUUCAGUCUCCAAGCACUACUUCUACAUGUGAAUGUGCUAUACAAAGAAACUACAUUUUAAACCUGACUCAGUGCACUGCUUUCAGAUUGUGAGAAUUCAUUCAGAAUUCUGUUUCUAGUGUCCCAUAUGAAAACAGGCCUCUCCUUUCAGUAUAUUCCAGUUGUCUUUAGGAAAAGGUUAGUAUUGGACUCACAAGCUAUUUGAGAUUCCAAUAGGCUAACUGCCGUGAAUAGAAUACUGGAGCCCUUUCACGAUUAAUUAUAACGUUUUGAUUCCACUUCAACUGCCAUGGCAACUUCUUACAGAAUCCCAGGAUUUGUAGUUUGGGGAGGCACUAGAGGUCUCUGGUUGAAAUACGAAAUACUUCUCUCAACAGCAAUUCCCAUGUUUCUAUAGGAUUUAACUAUGACAGUUUUAGUGGAAUCAUGGGGUUAUAACUCUGUAAUCUGGAAGGGCCCCUGGACUAGACAGGCAUUUGGUGUGAUCCAGCAGGCUUUUUAUAUUCUUCAGAGAUGGAGCAAAUGCCCUUUUUACCUAUGUACAAAUGCACUAGAAGGGGCAGAAACAUUCUUAACACAUGACAGCAGCAAGCGAUGCCCGGUUCGCACCCUGCAACAUUUUUGAAACCUUGCGUCCCAAUCCCUCCCCAUGCUGGAGCCUUGCCAGUUUUGAAUCAUUAAAAUUGCUUUGUCUUACUUCUACUCCUUAACCGAAACCCUUUUAUACAGGAGACAUCCAAUUUAAAGCACUGUAACUUCGCUCUUUGUUGCCUUGCUGAUUAAUACCGUAAUCUUGGAAGUUUAUAGUAGCCCCUUUCUUUUGUGAUUUGACUGUGUGUGUGUGUGUGUCUGUGUGUGUUUGAGGCAACUGUUUUAUGGACCGUGAGUAUUACAUGAAGACCCUUGAUCCUCUUUUUUAUAAAUGCUCUUAUCUUGUUAAAACUGCAUGUGCUUGACUACAAGGACCAAAGUAGGGGGAGAAAAGGCCACCUACCGUUUCUUGAAUCUCCUGUUAUAACAAAAAAUAAGAACAGAAUUUGCCACUAGAAGCCUUUCGGUAUGGAUUUUGUUGCACUGUUUCAAGGUCGCUGAAAUGCCAUUUGAGCUCAAAAAUAGUGCCAUAUGGGAUGAUGUGUGUAUAUGUAUAUGCAUGCGUACAUGUGUAUUUGUGUGACUGAUAUGAGAGCCAAAAGGUUUAAACAGUUCAACUAAAAUGUGUACUCCCCCUUUUUCCAAGUUUUAUAGGCUUUGAAAUGGAGCACACACUACUUUUUUAAAAAGCUGCUUCUCCAUGCAUUGAAGCCAUAUACAUACUUCAUAAGAGUUUUGGACAGGGGCCUCCAGUCGACAUUAACCAGUAGUAUCCCUUUUAUACAGACUACUGUAGGCUAUCAUUUCAUGGGAUCAUUCCAGCUCCCACAAGUCUGAGGCCCAUUUGGAAAAUGUGGAAGGCCCAGAGAAACAAUGAUGCCUCAGAAUUAUUUUAAAAUGUCCCAAAGUUAGUAUCUGAAUUGAAUCCGAAUUGCUGGGAGUAAAGCACAUUGAAUGAGAUAAAAUCUAAGAAAAUUCUCCUAGCUGUGGUUUCUUUAGAAAAAAUAAAAUCCAUAGUUAGACAACUACAAACUUGAAUGUUUGCAAGGAGACUACAGUUGGAGGACUAUUCUAACACAGUUAUAGAUAGGUAGAUAGUGGGUUUAGGGCCAGAGUGGGGUGGUUGGGAGAAGGGACACUGGCUGUGAAAUUACCCUGUGAAAUUAUCUUCAAAUAAUAAUCUUCAGUAUUUUGAUUUCAGGAAUGAAAAUUUCAGCAAAUUUAAAAAUUGUCUAAAUGAACUCUCUUAUUUCACUUUUAUUCAUAGCUGACAGUUAUGAGUCUUUAAUCUAAAAUGGAUUUGUGAAAAAGAACUUCUUAAUGGACCUUUCUCAGGUUCAGAAUCCACUCUGGGUUUCAUACAACUACUGUCACAGAUCCACUAGCCACUACUUACAUUGCCAGUGAAUUAUAAAAAAAACAUCGGGAUCAUUGGCUGACAAAAAGGAAUAUAUAUGAGCCUUUGAGCAAGAGGAUGGAUGGAAAAGCUAGAGCUAAGGUGGCCAAGAGAAUAUAGGAGGCAGGGAAGACCUUACCUUUGUCAAGGCAAGGAUUUUUAUUUGCAUGUUUGUUUUGUGUGUUGUAGACUGGAAUGACAAGAGAUUGGUAUCCAGGCAUCAGGUCUGUGGGGUGCACUCCACUCCUGCUGCCAAGUGAGUAUCCUUAAAGGCCAGAGGGCUAUGGAUGGGGGAAUGGCAAGCAGCUGGCACGUGCUGCUCGGUCCCCUUGCAGCAGGUUGUGGCAUCUGUCACCCCCCAUCAUCUCCUCUCUGGGUGGUUCAUGAGCAGCUUGUGUGUCCUUAUGGUUCAAGAUGCUUCCUUGAGUCUCUUUGUGGUGUUUGAAAUGAAGCUCACUCUUCUGCUUGUGCAUGCGUGUGUGUGCGUGGGCGUGUGUCAACAAAGCAACUGUGCCAAUGCUGUUUACACAGAUUCAGACAUGAAAUGCUAGUCUGCCUAAUGUUACCAUAUGCCUUAUGUGUGUUUUUUUGGGCGUUCAUUAAAAGCAUAACAAAAACGA